Messenger RNA from Mycena indigotica, 516 nucleotides. Its product is annotated as Cupin-2 domain-containing protein. The transcript has 5 exons. The coding region runs from base 1 to 516 and encodes 171 amino acids. The record is from RefSeq and is a predicted model, not a curated record. Lineage: Eukaryota; Fungi; Basidiomycota; Agaricomycetes; Agaricales; Mycenaceae.
AUGGCGAGUUCAACACUUCCACGCGUCAGACGGAUUGUUACAGGUCACGAUUCCCGGACUGGCUUAGCGAAUGUUGAAUGGGAUUCGAUGCUCGCAUUCGAAGAAAUUCCCGGGAUGACUGGGGCAAUGGCUGCACCUGUCUGGGUGAGCGAAGGGCUUCCGACGACCGAUAACAACUCCGCGCAAGACGGCGGAUUAAGGCUGGUUGACGGAAUUGUGCAUCCCACAGGAACUAAUCUGAGAGCAACUGAUCUCGCUCCCGGGACGGAGACACCGAUGCAUCGCACAACUUCGUUGGAUUAUAACAUACUUCUCGAAGGGGAAGUUAUCUUGAUUAUGGAGGAUGGGUCGCAAACCCACCUCAAGACACCAGGUGACACUGUGGUGAUGCGAGGUGGAAUGCACGCUUGGCGCAACCCUUCGACUUCAUCAUGGGCACGUUGGACUAGUGUUAUCAUUCCAGCGGAGCCUGCGGUAGUUGGAGGCCAGGUUUUGCAGGCUGAAAUCAAGACAUGA